Messenger RNA from Stereum hirsutum FP-91666 SS1, 1341 nucleotides. RefSeq lists its product as uncharacterized. Lineage: Eukaryota; Fungi; Basidiomycota; Agaricomycetes; Russulales; Stereaceae. The transcript has 7 exons. The record is from RefSeq and is a predicted model, not a curated record. Bases 1 to 1341 code for a protein of 446 amino acids.
AUGUCCAAUGAGUCUCGCUUACAGCUAGCGGCUGGGACGAUCUCCAGGAAAUCCGCUCUCGAAGACACUGAUCAACAGACUAUCGCCAGAGUGCUCGACUUGUUCCAUAUCCCAGUAGGAUCUAGGAGGAAGAAUAUAUGGGAGACUCUAGAAAGCCGUCCCUUCCCUUUUCCUCCUGGCUCGUCGCGACUGUAUAUGAGGUUAUUCGGUGCUGGAUUGGGGGAGGCACUCAUUCAGAAUGCGCUCGACAACGUGCCAUUCGUCGAUGAUCGGCCUACUAUAAGGGAUGAAGUUAGUGCAGCUCAUAUGGAGAAGAUGGGCCCGCCCUUCCUUUCCACGCUAUAUAUCAGACCCGACCGGCAACGGAAGACAAUUUCACCAUUACUCCCGAGGCCCGUCGAACUAUAUGGACGCAUUGGGAAAGGAAUGGAAACCCUUGAUGAAGAUGACGUUGAUCCCUUCUUCGACAGGGUUAUGUACGAAUGCGAACACACCAUACCCGUCGUCCUCCGCAACUUCCUUCUCUGGACAGACGGACAACAGGACCACCGCUCUGUCAUCGUCAUGUGCCUUGACGAUGUAUUCGUACCUUCACUUCCUUACGCUGAAUAUUGCAGAGGUCGUAUGUCGCAGCCACUCCGACCUAGCAUAAUCACCCUCGUGCUCAAAGGCGCCAACGGUUCAUUCGACGCCAUCAUGGAGAAGUUUGGCUGGCUGUUGUCUUGGACUUCUCCUCGGGACACAUAUUCCUGUGUCAUUCUUCUUCAGAAGUUCGACAUGCUCUUACGUCCCAACAGCCAAACAUCGCCUCUUCACCAGGAAUGCCGUCGGUCCUUCGUACGCUCUCAGAGUUUUUCUGAGGGUCUUUUGCGUGUUCUGCAUCAAGGGGCGCAGGGGUCUUCCCUUCCGCUCUUGAAGCCGUCCGCCACCAACUUCUUCGACCGCGAACACUCCGAUGCCUCCUCGAAACAGCCUUCGUCGAGAGCCGUUCAUGCUCAAAAAUGCCCUCAGCGCUAUCAAUCAUUCAGCGAUGACCCUGAUAAGUUCUACGGAAGAAUCCUCAGCGACAACAUCAAGAUGUUGCACAAGUUGGAGAAGUUGUGUCAGGUGGGUUAUGAGGACGAAUGUGAGAGACGCGGAUGUGCGAAGAAGACGAAGGCGAGGUGCUCACAGUGCAAGACGAUGGAGUGUUGUGGCGCAGAUUGUCUGAAGUGGUCUGAAGCGAGUAGUCAAGGAGAUGAGAUCGAGUACGAUAGUGUGCCUGUACUGCCGUUGAAGUACUCUGAGGAAGAAGAUCAGCGACUCGGGAUCGACCUGAUGAAGCGCGUUGUUCAUGGAUGA